AUGUUCUUUUACAUGAGUAAAGGAAUAAAAAGCAUGACACCAAGUUCUUUGUCCCCGCAUUACGCGGCUCAAUCUCCUUCAGGACGUAAACCUGACUUGGUAGCGAAGGAGGUGCUGGAAUGGUGGCAAACCAACGGAAAGCACCCGUUCAUCCAGCCCCACAUCUCGUCACCGAGUAAUGUGGGUGCGAACUCGCCAGAGAACUUACCACUAGGUGAUAAGGUCCAGCUCAUUCGACUACCAGUAGCUUCACCGUCAGCCGUUAAAGAGUUCAGUCAGGUUAGCAGUGAAGAGCCAGCACAUCUCACCACAGGUUAG
This is a messenger RNA of Phycomyces blakesleeanus NRRL 1555(-), 318 nucleotides long. RefSeq lists its product as hypothetical. Lineage: Eukaryota; Fungi; Mucoromycota; Mucoromycetes; Mucorales; Phycomycetaceae. The record is from RefSeq and is a predicted model, not a curated record. Bases 1 to 318 code for a protein of 105 amino acids. The transcript has a single exon.